This is a messenger RNA of Engraulis encrasicolus (European anchovy), 888 nucleotides long. RefSeq names its product lysophosphatidic acid receptor 6-like. Gene Ontology annotation, cellular component: plasma membrane. Gene Ontology annotation, molecular function: G protein-coupled receptor activity. NCBI's taxonomy places the organism in Eukaryota, Metazoa, Chordata, Actinopteri, Clupeiformes, Engraulidae. Gene Ontology annotation, biological process: positive regulation of Rho protein signal transduction; phospholipase C-activating G protein-coupled receptor signaling pathway. The coding region runs from base 1 to 888 and encodes 295 amino acids. The transcript has a single exon. The record is from RefSeq and is a predicted model, not a curated record.
AUGAUUACCAUGAGCCCUGCAUCUUCAAACAUCACCAACAGCACUGGGGACUUUGACAACUACUGCACUGAGAUGCCGGCUGGUUCCAUUAUUUGGGCUGUCUUCAGUGUACUCUGUGGCUGUGUGGGCUUUCCUGCCAGCGUGUGGCUCCUGUGGGUGCUCGUCCAGAGGCAGCGCAGUGGGUUGACCAACGACACCUACAUGCUCAACCUCACCGUCAUGGACUUAAUCAUCAAUGUUUUAACAACACCUUUCUUGAUCAAUUACUUUGUGUUAAGGAAUGACUUUUUGAUGUCACUUGGCGAACUCCUGCACUGCUUUAGUGUAAUUGGAAGACCCCUGUUUAUGACAUGUAUCUGUGUGGACUGUUUCAUGGCUGUGGUUUACCCCAUUACCUACAUGAAGAUGAAGCGCUAUAGAUACAGACUGCUGUCUUGUGUAGCAGUGUGGGGUAUAACACUGUGCGUCGGCAUGAUCAAUGCCUUUAUUAUGCGGUCGUUUUCCCCUAUCUCUGCGAUUGUGUGCUUACCACUUAUUCCAACCAUUGCCAUAUGUGACUUUGCUAUCCUCUACACUUUGAGAAAGCCAGAUCCUUCCGGAAGGAGUGAGGUCCACCCACAGAAGCAGAGCGCUUUGCAAACCAUCACCAACAGUCUGGUCAUGACCUUGGUGUGCUACCUGCCUACAAUGACUGUGGGUCCUUUUUUGGUCUUCAUCCCCAAUGAUCAGUUUGUUUACUGUGUAAUCGGUUUACUUGUUUAUACUGCGCCGUUACUCGGUGGUAUUAUCAUGCCGCUGCUCCAACUGCACAGCCUGGGGAGGCUGAGGGGUCUGCUGUACUGCACACGUGACUCUGGCUCUCCAGAACAGCCAGACCAACGGCUUUAA